UGAAUUAGCGACUGUCUUGUUUACCCGGUUUGUUUGUUUGUUUGUUGUUUUUUUUAAUUAAAAGGCAAAACGACCGUUUGUUUGGACCUACAGCGAGCUUUCAGUACAUAAAGAAGUCUCAAGAACCCAAGAGACAGGCAGAAUGGGGUUAUUUCUGUAUCUGAGUGUAUUUCGGAUGUUCCUGUGGGCUUCUGCACUGCACUCAGAGAUGCAGAUCAAGCCACUGAUUUAUGAUGAGCAGUUGCUGUGGGUGAGCAACGGAGCAGGUGAGGUGAACACGUAUCGUAUCCCUCUGCUGACAUUCACUUCUCGAGGCAGCCUGCUGGCCUUCACCGAGGCCAGGAAAGACUCGUCAGGUGACAUCGGAGCAAAGUUUAUCGCAAUGAAACGCUCCAUAAACAGAGGAGCAACAUGGUCUCCUACAUCCUUCAUAGUGGAUGAUGGCAUUCUGGUGGAUGGCUUGAACCUUGGCUCGGUCGUAGUUGAUGAGCAAACAAAGUCCGUGAUCCUCAUCUACUCUCUGUGCUUCCACCUAUACAAUUGCAGCCCCUCCAGCACCAUGUUAGUGGAGAGUCUGGAUGAUGGUUUGACCUGGAGCAGUCCUCGAAAUCUCUCUGUCCAGCUCGGGGUGAAGAGCUUUGCCCCUGGGCCGGGAUUCGGCAUUCAGAAACGCUUGAGUCCAGCAGCAGGCCGUUUGGUGGUGUGUGGUCACGGCACUAUCGAGGGCGACGGGGUUUUCUGUAUCCUGAGCGACGAUCACGGGCGCAAUUGGAGGUACGGAGGCUCACUGAAGAGCAUCCCUUAUAACCAGCCCAAACAGAGCCAGGACUUCAACCCUGAUGAGUGUCAGCCGGUGGAGCUGCAGGACGGCAGCAUCAUGAUCAACGUGCGGAACCAGAACAACUACCACUGCCGCUGCAGGAUGGUGGUGCGCAGCCUGGACGGAGGAGAGACUCUGCCCGUGGAGGAGCUGAAGUUCGACCACACGCUGGUGGAUCCCGUAGUGGCGGCUGGAGCUCUGCAGAAGGAGGACGUGCUGUUCUUCAGCAACCCGGCCAACUCCGAGAAGAGGGUGAACAUGACUCUCCGCUGGUCUUUCACUAACGGGACGACGUGGGAAAACGAGGCCAUGCAGAUCUGGGCCGGGCCGAGCGCGUACUCCUCCAUGACGUCUCUGGUCGGCAACGCCGUCGAAGAUAGGAAGUACAUCUACGUCAUCUACGAGAAGGGCCACCUAGAAUCCACCGAGUCGAUCUCCGUCGCCAAAAUCCACCUGUACGGCGGCAGGUAGAGCGAGAAGGCGGUGCGCUGCGGGAAAGAAAAAAGGAAACGGAAGUGAAACAUCGCACGAAAUUCAGGCGUGAUCUGAAUUUGCAGUAAAUUGCUGAGAUUGAUCUGCUUGCUGUUUGCCACACGUGAUCAAGGCAUGACUCAUUGUACACGGACAAAGAAAUAGAAAAAGUCCUGAGAUACCGCUUGAUCGAAUGUCUUCCAAAACUACAGACAAGAAUAUUUGAUUCGGAGCUACGGUAGUUUUACGGAUAUCCAUUUCAAGUGAUCGAUCGAUUUUGUUAUUCAUUACUUUUUGUACCGAAUGGUCACUUCUAUCGUUGGUUAUAUUACAUCGACACACGUUUCUGUACGAACUCGUGAACCACACGUUUCAUGUCACGUGACGAUCAUUAGCAUCCGAACUUUGCGGGAUUUGAACUCCGCGAAUGAGUUCAUCAACUCAGGUGUCUUUUGUCCUCUGGCUUUUUCUUUUGAGCUUUAUAGUUUUCUAUAAAACUCUUCAUACAGUACUGGACUUUGGGAAUGAUUGCAGUAUUACCGUAUAGUAUGACAAAAUGUGAAUGAAAACCAUUAUACCAUUAUAUUGCUCCAAUAAAUCUACGUGCCAUUCUA
Messenger RNA from Ictalurus punctatus (channel catfish), 1905 nucleotides. It is a transcript of the gene neu1, whose product is annotated as neuraminidase 1. NCBI's taxonomy places the organism in Eukaryota, Metazoa, Chordata, Actinopteri, Siluriformes, Ictaluridae. Bases 143 to 1291 code for a protein of 382 amino acids. Gene Ontology annotation, molecular function: exo-alpha-sialidase activity. The record is from RefSeq and is a predicted model, not a curated record. Gene Ontology annotation, cellular component: membrane; lysosome; cytoplasm. The transcript has 6 exons. Gene Ontology annotation, biological process: ganglioside catabolic process; oligosaccharide catabolic process.